Hydatigera taeniaeformis is the source of this 573-nucleotide messenger RNA. The record is from the annotation of a GenBank genome assembly. NCBI's taxonomy places the organism in Eukaryota, Metazoa, Platyhelminthes, Cestoda, Cyclophyllidea, Taeniidae.
AUGGCUUCACGUUAUGGUGCUCGUCCAGUUGGUUCUGAUGGUUCCGAUUUUCAGCAUCGAGAGCGCAUUGUUGAGCCAUACAAUCAGAGUUCACUUUUUAAGAAGCGAUUGCGUACGGCCUUGACGCUCCAUAUCGCUUUGUGGGUCCUGGUCGUUUUGAAGAUUCUCCCCGAAAUUUUAUUUCGAUUUCGUUUAGUUUCACGCGCAUUUAUGAGAAAGCACUCUGUUCCUCUAAACGAAUUGUGGGAGUACGCCUGGUGUUUUGGAAGCAUUAUUCCAGUGUUCUUCGGAUACUUGUCGUUUACAAAGAACAAGGUAUACCUCAUUCGCCUUUCUUUAAUAGGAACAAUUGUCUUUGGUUUUGUUCCCAUAAUCAUGGGGUGCUUCUUGAGGGCCUCCGAACUCAUGGACUACUAUUACACCAAAAAUUCGAGGCAUGAUUUCUUUAACUUUCCGUUUGUGGUCAUUCUUUAUGUCUUCUUUUCUGUAUGUAUUCAAAUUCACUGUUUUACACUGUACUUUAGUUGGAAACUAAUGACCAUUUGGUCUCGUCUUUCCAAAAAAGCUGCAUGA